AUGAUCCGUUACGCAUUCUACGCCUAUGCCCUGCUUCUUGCGAGAAGGCAGGCUCGACGAACAACCGCAGAAAUACCCGAUGUCUCGUCUGCCUUGCGAGGUGGCGCAGGUCUCUUGGAUGAGCUGGGCUUGGCUUGGGUUGUUGGGAGAGCGAGUGGCCUCUUUUGGUACUCACAUCAACAAGAAAAUAACGCAAAAAAAAAACCGUUUUGGGAGAGAAUCGCUGGAUGGGCUGGAUGGCUUUCUGACUGGGGUGGUCCUCAAUGUGGCAUCUACUGUCUACGGGCAGAGUGUCAUGGACCGGAACUGGUGGGCUAG
Messenger RNA from Colletotrichum abscissum, 318 nucleotides. RefSeq lists its product as uncharacterized. The coding region runs from base 1 to 318 and encodes 105 amino acids. The transcript has 2 exons. The record is from RefSeq and is a predicted model, not a curated record. Lineage: Eukaryota; Fungi; Ascomycota; Sordariomycetes; Glomerellales; Glomerellaceae.